CAGUGUACAGACAGAGUGGUGGCCGCCACUUUUCUACUUGUUCAGUUGGUUCGUCGACGCCUUGGAACGGACUCGUAAUCUCGUCGCCCUCUCUCUCUCCUUCCGCGCGCGCGUUUUCUUAAAGUGACAACAACGGCAUCAUCAUCUCGGAGAUCCAGACGCGACGCCAGAGCAAGUCAAGAGAUAUAUCGUAAAGUGAUUCGGUCUAAAAGGAUCUCCAGGAAAGAAUAAGAGAUUUCGUUGAUAUCGUCUACCGGCGUUGCUUCCAAAAGGACUUGGACCUUAGCUUAGCGUGUCCUUCCGUCAGAUCGAUUGUCCACUUUUUUUUCGUCUCGAGUGGGAACUAUUGUAGUUUGCUUAGUUGUUUUUGUUAUUUGUCUACACCGCAGAGAUGACAGCCGACGUGCAGGUGCAGGAAGAAGUGGUGCGAAAGGUUAUGGCAAUGACUUCCAUCGACAAAGAAGGUAUAAGGAGCGCCUACACUGAAGUCAGGGAUGACAAGACUGAUUGUAACUGGGCCGUUUUCAAAUACGACGGGAGUCAGGUGAUGGUAGCAGCCAAGGGACAGACCUUCGACGAUUUCAAGUCGCAGUUCGGAGAUGAUGAGCGCGCUUUUGCCUACAUUCGUCUUCAGACAGGAGAUGAGAUGAGCAAACGAUCAAAGUUCCUCAUGGUGACGUGGGUUGGAACUGGUGUGUCUCCUAUUAAGAAGGCUAAAAUGUCCACGGAUAAGGCCCUGGUCAAGGAAAUUUUGGCGAAUUUCUCCGUGGAACUUACCCUAGAGAGUGCCCAUGAACUGGACCACCAGGCUUUCCUGACGGAGCUUGUCAAAGCAGGAGGAGCAAACUACGGUACUGGGGUUCGCGAUUAGGGCGUAGUUCUUAUAAAAAUAAUUUUCUAAUGUAUGGUAAAUAUAUGCAAAAUCUGGUUUAAUGUUUAUUGCAAUUUAUUUUGAGUGCUGUAUUGUUUUAAAUUAUUCUUACUCCUUCAUUGAAUCAUGUAUAGUACAGCAUAAAUGUGUGCAUUUAAUGUUUGUAAAAUGACACGUGUUUAUUUUUCUUCUUUGGUCACAUCAUUUGAUGAUUCUACAUUAACAUACCCUGUGCUUAUCAGUUUCCAGAUGUCAUUAUUUUCAAUGCUUGUCUUGAGACUAAUAGUACAGAACAAAUUUUCCUUUCCUUAAAUUAAAUUGUAUGCUAAAUACAGGCUAUGUAAGUAUUUGCAUAAUCGCUUUCCUUGAAAUUUGCACAAUUAUGAAGCUAGGAGGCAUUGAUGAAUUGAUAGCUAUACAUAAGAAUACAUAUGUAGGAUAUUUACUGAAUUUUUUAAAAUACUGUAAUAUUUCUAGGCUGAAGCACAGGCUUGGCAGGUCUGUAAUCAUGUCCUACAGGUAUAAUAAAAUUUAGUAAUUGUA
Molecule: messenger RNA, 1414 nt
Organism: Macrobrachium nipponense
Lineage: Eukaryota; Metazoa; Arthropoda; Malacostraca; Decapoda; Palaemonidae
Product: coactosin-like protein
Exons: 5
Coding region: 392-871 (159 amino acids)
Biological process (GO): regulation of actin filament polymerization
Cellular component (GO): cortical actin cytoskeleton; site of polarized growth; actin filament
Molecular function (GO): actin filament binding
Source: RefSeq, a predicted model, not a curated record